Molecule: messenger RNA, 2210 nt
Organism: Trifolium pratense (red clover)
Lineage: Eukaryota; Viridiplantae; Streptophyta; Magnoliopsida; Fabales; Fabaceae
Product: AT-hook motif nuclear-localized protein 20-like
Exons: 1
Coding region: 1294-1902 (202 amino acids)
Cellular component (GO): nucleus
Molecular function (GO): minor groove of adenine-thymine-rich DNA binding; DNA-binding transcription factor activity
Source: RefSeq, a predicted model, not a curated record
UAAAUACUUAUCACGAUAAGACAAGUACAUGUAAUAUUCAAUCUAAAACAAAAUCAACAAGUCAAAACUCGGUUGGACUAUCUAGCGCUACUCCAACAUGUGGAAUAUAUUUAUGUCAGUUCUUGAUUCUGUGAAAUGUUUUGCAUCCACAUUCCUUCGAUGUUGUCUGCAUACUGAAAUCACUUCUUAAUAUUAUUAAAAAAAAAAAAUAGUAUUCCUAAUUAAUAAAAUAAUAAAGGAGUGUUAACAAGGAGAACACUUCAUGAAUAUCGUCUGAUCAACAAUCACUUACUAGCUAGCUAGUACUCCUUUUCCAUCUUAUGAUAAAAAAAACCAUCUCCCAUCUAAACCAAUAAUUAAUUAAUUACUUAAUUAAUUAAUGAUCUCUUUCAUAUCACACACACACACACUCCUUUACUUGAUUCCCUUGAGUCAUUGAAUCUAAUUCCUCCUCUAAACUUCUAAGCACCUCUCUUUAGUCUUUGCUUUCCCUUCUCUCUCUUCCUCUCUCUCUUUAAUUUAUCUGUAUAGCUUCUACUGAAAGAGCAUCUAUAUGUCUUUCAUAUAUAUAUUUAGGUAAUAGUUAGACACAAGAACAAACCCUUUUUUGUUUUUCUUAUAUCAUGAGCUGUUAAGGUUUGACUUUCCUUAUCUCUUAAAAUCAAAAAUAGACAAAAAAAAAAAACAAAAAAACUUCAAUUUGGUAAAUUGUCUCACAGCAAGUUGCAAGAAGAAGUUGCUGCCUUAUAUAGAAUCAGUCAAUUGCUUUCUUUAAGAAGCAAACUUUGAGUUUUAAAUUGAAUUUUUCUUAUCUAAACAACAACUUCAUCAUUUUAUUUUCUCUACUUCACCUGAAAAGAGAACAAGAAAAGAAAACUCUCAUUAGAAACAACAAUUCUAAUUUUGAAAUUUUCUUGUUCUUUCUGUUGUACUUGAGUUGAGUAUUUCUUGUACUUCAUUUUCCGUUAAAAAGGAAAAGCAAAUCUGGCUAAUCCGUGGUGGACAGGUCAUCAGGUAGGAUUGCCUGGGGUGGUAGAUCAUAACUCCCACCCGUUAGGCAGUCCACCUGGUAUAAACAAACGCCACCACACCGAACUUUUUAUCAAUGAAACCAAGAGAAGAGAUGAAGAAGAAGAUGAUGAAGAUAGAGACAACGACGAUGAUGAACCAAAAGAAGGUGCAGUUGAAAUCGGAAACCGAAGACCAAGAGGAAGACCACCAGGUUCAAAAAAUAAACCAAAACCACCAAUCUUUGUAACAAGAGACAGUCCAAAUUCACUGAAAAGUCAUGUGAUGGAAGUUUCAUCCGGAGCAGAUGUAGCUGAAAGCAUAGCUCAAUUUGCAAGAAGGCGACAACGCGGUGUUUGUGUCUUAAGCGGUAGCGGAUCAGUAGCAAAUGUUACCCUUAGACAACCAGCAGCACCAGGAGCUGUUGUAGCACUACAUGGAAGAUUCGAGAUUCUAUCGUUAACCGGAGCUUUUCUACCUGGACCUGCUCCUCCAGGCGCUACAGGACUAACAGUAUACCUUGCUGGUGGACAAGGUCAAAUUGUUGGAGGAAGUGUUGUUGGAUCUUUAAUUGCUGCUGGACCUGUUAUGGUUAUUGCUGCUACUUUUGCCAAUGCUACUUAUGAGAGAUUACCACUUGAGGAUGAAGAGGAUGAUGAUAACGGCGGCGGUGGUCAUGUAGGACAUCAUGUUGGAGGAGGUGGUAAUUCAUCUCCUCCUGGAAUUGGAAGUAGUGGCGGAGGCGGUGGUGGUGGGGGCCACAUGCAAUCUGGCCACCUUCCAGAUCCAUCUUCUUUGCCUUUGUAUAAUUUGCCACCAAAUCUUCUUCCUAAUGGUGGUCAGGUGGGACAUGAAUCAUUUCCCUGGCCUCAUGGAAUUAGGCCACCUUAUUGAUUCCGGUUGCAAUGAUGAUGAUGACGACGGCGACAACAAUGUUGUCUUUCUAGCUGGUUUGAAAGAUGAAAGUUGGAGAAGGGAGUUUCUUUUAGAGUAAUGAAAUAAAUAUUUAUAUAUAUAUAGUAGUAGUGUUUGACUGUUUGUGAUGAAAUGUGAUGAGAAGUGAUGAGAAGAAGCAAUUUUAUUAUUAUAAUUUAUAUCUAUGUAUGUGUAUAUGAUAAUUAAGUAAGAACUUUCUGUGUGUGUUUCUCUUUUGGUUCUGUGUUUUGGAAUAAAAAAGAUGAUGAUGGGUUUUUGUUAUUUAA